Messenger RNA from Monopterus albus (swamp eel), 1648 nucleotides. It is a transcript of the gene tnfsf13b, whose product is annotated as TNF superfamily member 13b. The coding region runs from base 302 to 1156 and encodes 284 amino acids. Gene Ontology annotation, biological process: immune response; positive regulation of B cell proliferation. The transcript is spliced from 6 exons. NCBI's taxonomy places the organism in Eukaryota, Metazoa, Chordata, Actinopteri, Synbranchiformes, Synbranchidae. Gene Ontology annotation, cellular component: membrane. Gene Ontology annotation, molecular function: receptor ligand activity; tumor necrosis factor receptor binding. The record is from RefSeq and is a predicted model, not a curated record.
CCAAACACUCAUCUUGACUGCCAGGACUGUCCUUAUUGGGGAGAAGUUGAGAUGCAUUUUAUCAUUUUGAAGGAACCAAACAAAAAGAAAUGGGAGAGAGAUUUGUCUGGGCAGGCAGCCGUGAGUGUGGUUAACUGAGUGGAACAAUAGAGGGGAAGCUGUUUCGGUACUAUACUUGCUCUGCGCAGUCCCUCCCACUAAACUGGAUCCGGCCACUUGAGGAAAGAAUCUAGAGUUCAGGAAGUCAGUGGAACCCAUAAACAGGAAUUAAGAAAAAGCUCGGGGCUCUAGGAAAAGCUUCAUGACAGACGGAAACAUCCAGUCCAGUAAUGCUGCCAGUGUGAGCUCUGGACAUAGUAAGGGUCCUGCGAUGGCAGUUUUAGCAGGUGUUGAGCCUGGCACUGGACGAAAGACAGGUGAAGGGAGGCUGUCCUGGCCAGUUUUACUGCUGAUGCUAGCUGCUGUUGCCUCAUCCUCUUUUUCAGCUUUGUGCUUGUAUCAGCUGAUGUCUCUCAGAGCUGAGGUAGAGGGACUCAAAUCAGACAUGUGUCGCAGGAGAGAACAAGAGGCCAAACAUGGAGGCCAGGCUUCGAAUAUCAGUCACAGGAGACACAGUCAAGAGACCCCCCACCAACCUGCGCCUCAAAAUGCCUUCACACUGAUAAGGAAGAGAAGACUGGUGGCUGGACAAGAGACAUCAAUUUCUCAGCCUUGUAUGCAGCUGUUGGCAGACAGUGCAAGAAAAGUCUACCAUGUUGAUCUUGGAAAUGACGAGGAGCCACACAUAGGUAUCCCCUGGCAGGUUGGGCUGAAGAGAGGCUCUGCCCUGGAGGUAGAGCAAGAUAACAUGUUAGUCAGAGAGGAGGGCUUCUAUUUUGUGUACAGUCAGGUUUUCUACAGGGAAAAAAUCUUUGCAAUGGGUCACGUUGUGAUCCGGAGAAAGAGGAAUGUGGUGGGAAACGAGUCUCAACAUGUAUCCCUGUUCCGCUGCAUCCAGAGCAUCCACGAUACUGAGUACCCAUUCAACACCUGCUACACAGGAGGUAUAGUGAAGCUGGAGGUUGGAGACCACUUGCUGCUUCUGAUCCCCCGUUCCACAGCCGAUGUGUCCCUGGCUGGAGAUUCCACUUUCCUGGGUGCUGUCAAACUGGCUUAAAGAGUGCCACCUCACUUUGGACCCAAGGGACGAGGUUGUCAUCUGGAAGAGGUGCCAUGUUGGGAAGAGAGGGAGCAACAAGGCAAAGUUCUGGUGACAUUGUCUGAGUUUGGGUGCUUAUGAAGUGAAUACAGGAAGCAGCAAUUUCUGCACUGGCUGAAUGAAUAUGACUCUUAGCCAUUCAACCUGAGCAGACAUAAAACAGACAAGGAGACAAACUUUACACUUUGCUGAAACUUCAUAUGCACCUUAUAGCUACAGCUAAACCAAAAUAUUGUAAAUAAAAACUGCCAGAAUCAAGUACUUUUUUUAAAUGUACUGAUAAAUAAUCUUUUCUACUCUCGCCGCAGCAUUACUGCCACUGAAAUGGUUUUCACGUGCUUUGUUUAUCUAGGUAUUUCAACAUUAACAUGAAACUGGUUACACUUACAUUUCAUUUACCCGACAAUGUCUAAAUAUUAUGAACAUUCAGAUACAAUAAAGUGACAGUUG